UCAGCUAUAAGGGGCACCAGGGUUAAAAAAAUGGCGCCAAAAGGAGCCCAUAUGUCGCGGGCCCAAGAGGAGGCUCUCGUCUCUUUCAUAGAGCAGCACCCAUACCUGGCGAAACCGGGGUUCUCACAUCGAGUGCCUGUUGCUCGGAAAAACGAGCUGUGGGCCUCCAUAACGCGAACACUGAACGCCAUGGGGCCCUCAAAGAAGCCUGCCAAACGGUGGCGCAACACUUGGGCAAAACGGUCUUUUAAGUACAGGUCUGUCGCGGCACGUUUAGCGGCAGCGAACAAUGCAACGAGCGACAUCGUCCAACUACCGGGUCUGGGCGGCCGCAUCCUCGCCCUUGUCGGCACUGCAACGAGCGGCGCGAAGUCCGGGCCACACCUUUUCGAGGACGGUGACGACGAGGGCGAGCCUGAGGAGGAGGACAGCCCCGUGUGCCCAGAAGAUCCUCUAGCACAAGCCCCCCGGGUGUCAGUAAAGGAAGAGUUGGGAACGAGUAGUCUGCAGCACUGCCGCCCGGCAGGUGAGGAGGCCGGGUGGCCAUCUCGACAGCCAAGUGCCGACAGUGUGAUCGAGCGCAUUGUCGCCGAGCAGCAGCGUCAGGGUGACCUGCUGUCGCAGAUGACCGAGCAGCUGCAGCAGCUGGUUGAGAGCAACCAAAGGCUCGAGGAACGCGUGGGGCACGUCGUGGAGCACAUCACGGGCCAGAACACUCAGGCACAGGUGCUGCAGAAGGAGCUUGUCGGUCUCCGGGAGGCUGUAGAGCGCUCUGUGCAGGCACAAGAGUUAAUUGCGACUGUGCUCUCGAACCCCCGGAAGCCAACGUAGUGUUCAACAUGGCAAGCAAUGUCUGUUCUCUUCGUGCAGCCUGGCCUCCUUAUAACAAAGUCGUAUUAGACAAAAAAAAAAAAAAAGCUUUGUUGUAUUCGAUAUUCGUUAUAAGCAUAUCCUUGUUACGUGCUAUCAGUGCGACAUUUUAAAUUUACCUCGUUGUAUCUGAUAAUUUAUUACAUUCGUGUUUGGCAUGUUGAGGGUCGGCUGUAUCUAACUGUAUGUAUAUCACUUGCCCUAUCAUCUGGGCUGUUCGCCGUGCUGGUUGUAAACUGACUAGCCCAGCUUAUAACUCCUGGCAAGGUGUAUUUAAUUCCUCUUGUGUGUAUGUGGGUGCGCGUGCAUGUUUUCUUCUGUAGUAUUCAUGUUCUUGCUUGCCAGGCAGGCAUUUUUAUUUAUGCUAAUUAUAUGCUAAUUAUAUAUAUAUUUUUAAGUGGGUACACCCAAGGUCUCGUAUUUAACAUGGUGUAUUUAUAUUUCCAGUAUUCUUUUCUUAAUUUUAUUUGAUCAAGGCAGUGAUCUUGUACUUCUUACUUAUCGUGCCAGACUACUUCAAGUGCACACAACAUUUUAAUACUUGCAGCGGUAUAGCAGAUGUGAUAUUUUGAGUGUGUGACGAGUAGUUAGGUCAUUUUACAAUUUUUAUGCACUGUUGAUUUUAACGCAGUGUUUCAAGAGAGUACAGUCAGACAGUCCUGCUGCGGUAUGAUGUCAGGACAGGAAAUCUUUGUCAACCACAAACGCACGAUUUGUGGCAUUUCAUUCUGCCUGAGCACAACUUGCUCACCUGUUAUUGCAGGUGAAACUGCUUCAACUGUUUUCCCACAGGUUGUUGCUGUUCGUGUCAUUGUAGGGUUUCAGAUAUGGCUGUGCACACAAUUUUGUAUGUAUAAUAAUGUCUGUUGUGAUAUUCCUCACGAGUAGUCUUUUUUUUUUUUUUUUUUUUUUAGACAGGCACGUGAACCACAGUACAAGUUUUGUCAAGUGUCCUCUAGUCAGCAACAUUGCUUCUUAUGUAAUAUUUACUGGUGUUGAAAUGUUUUAGGACUGCCUAAAUUAAAUGAAUCUGAGCCAUGAAAA
Molecule: messenger RNA, 1914 nt
Organism: Dermacentor andersoni
Lineage: Eukaryota; Metazoa; Arthropoda; Arachnida; Ixodida; Ixodidae
Source: RefSeq, a predicted model, not a curated record